Messenger RNA from Phytophthora sojae, 1326 nucleotides. RefSeq lists its product as hypothetical. The coding region runs from base 1 to 1326 and encodes 441 amino acids. The transcript has 2 exons. Lineage: Eukaryota; Oomycota; Peronosporomycetes; Peronosporales; Peronosporaceae. The record is from RefSeq and is a predicted model, not a curated record.
AUGUCACGCCACCCUAUUCGCGAUCUUUCUCCAGUGCUGGGCGUGCAAUGGGAAGUUGUUGCACGCAUCGCGUUUCUGUCUCCAGUCCGGCAGUGGUCGAAUGCAAACGGAAGAGGCCACAAUUUGGCUACAAUCUUGCGUGGUGACGGCGUCUUCUUGUUCGCUGGUGGAAGAAUCAGAAAAGCUGCGCGUGGAUUUGGCAAGCCGAACCACACGUACGAAAUAGGCUUGUCUUCUUCAGCUAGCGUGACUCCGGUUGAAGAUGAUGAUUCCAUCGAGCACGUGGACUACGCUUUCACAACUAUUAGCGACCUCGCUCAUGCUGAUGCGCACGCACAAGUUGACAUCCUCGCAAUGAUUAUGGACGUCGGUGUUCUGGAUAAAGUUGUUGACCGCAAAGAUGGGGUUCAAGUCAAGCGAGAGCUAAAGCUGACAGAUUCGUCGAACGUGGAGAUUGUUUGCACUCUGUGGAAUAAGUUUGCAGAGGUAGACUACACAGCGGCUUUGCACCAGCCGUACGCGUUCCGGCAAGUGAUGGUGAAUGAAUUUCGGGGUCGGUCGCUGUCUACGCUGUCGUACACAAUGGUCGUCCCGAAUCCCAACUUACCUGACGUGAUCACUCUGCAGGAGUGGUUCGACGAUACUCGAGGCGAGUUCAGUGUUCCUAUCAGCCUAGUGGAUUGCAAGUUUACUUCACUGAAGGACGUAACAUCGCAACCAAAUGGCACAUCUGUCAGCGUCAUUGUGCGUGUUGAUAAGCCGGACGACGUGACAGCGAAGGACGGGAGAAUUCUACGCAAACGCAAGGUGGCUCUGCAAGACAUGAGCGAUACUGAAGUUGAAUGCACACUGUGGCAAGCAGAAGUUGACAAGGUCUCGUCGGAACAACUGGAGAGAGUGCUGUCGCUCGAGAACUCUAAGGUUGUUAUCUACGGAGACUGCCGCGUAGCCACGAGUGUGAAGACAUUGGUUUUGGUUGAUUCAGCAAUCCCUGCCUGUUUCGAGCUAGUACGAUGGUACACCACACCGCCCAAUAUUUCCGCCGAUGACGAUGAUAAGGGGAACAAGUCUACCAUGACUGCAGACGAAAAAAAGCAGUCCACCUCUCCCCAGCAACUGCAAGUUGCUACUGGUGCAGCGCUGGAGCACUCGCUCAGAGGUUCAAUUGGAAACGUGGAGCCCGCAACCUUGCGCAGCCAUUCUCCGCAAGCGACACCAAGCCCCAUCGCCGCAGAUGAUCCUGGCACUCCGAGCAAGAAGCCGAAAAAGCGUGAGCGCGGGAGCUUAAAGGUGGGUAAGAGCAAGCGUCCGAAAGUGUCACCGUGA